Stylonychia lemnae is the source of this 1488-nucleotide messenger RNA. Lineage: Eukaryota; Ciliophora; Spirotrichea; Sporadotrichida; Oxytrichidae. The record is from the annotation of a GenBank genome assembly.
AUGGAAAGUCAAAACAAAAGUAAUUAUCUUUAUUUGUAACUGAGACUAAUUUAUGUGGUUUAAUUAGGUACAAACAAGUUGAGUCUAAGUCCUAAUAAAAGGGUAAACUAAUCCAUGACAAAUGAUAUCGGGAUGCCAAACAAUAAUCAAGGCUCUUUUUUUAUAUCUUAAACUGCUUUGGUAACACCUAUGAGAUAAACGGCAAUAAACAUUAGAUAAAGUUUUGAUGAGUAAACUCUGAGAUAAAACUUAAAUCCAGGUUAUCAUAAGCGACUUUAAUCUUUGAAUACCUCAAUGAUCAUUCAAAAUAAUAUGGCAUUAGAUAAAAUUGAUGGAUCAAAUACUAAAAAUAACCAGUCUCUCAUUAUGAUGAAAUCGGUGACUGGUCUAAACACAUCAUAAUCUAAAAGUCCAGAUUUUCAACAAGAAAUGAUUAGAGAUAUGCAAAGAGAAAAAGAAAGACUUCAUAGAUUUCUCAGAAAUAGAGAAAAAUCAAAGAAGUAAAAUGAGGAAUAUGAAAAGAAGAUUAACGAUAUCAUGCUUAAAAAAGAAUUUAAAUUGAAGAAGAUUCAGGAAAGACUCAAGCGUGAAAUGAAAGAGCAAAAAUAAAAGCUUUAGGAAAUGGAUUAUAAGAGAGAAAUUAAGAAAAAAAUGAUUGAGGAAUAAAUGGAAAUUUUAUAUGAAAAUUCUGACUAGCAAUAUUACACCCAUCUUGAGGAAAUAAGGAAAAAAGAGGAAGAGAAAUAAAAGAGGGAAAGAGACUAAUGCGAAUUAGAAUAUAGGAGGUAUAAUGAACAUUUCUUAAAAUCUCUAAAUAAUUAUGAAACAUACAUGAAGGAAAAACACAAAACUGAGAAGGAAACUUCGAAAAAUCUUGAAAAUCUAGAGAAAAAAUUAAAUGAUGGAUAUACCAGAUCUGUAUAGAGAAAAGACUAAAUUAGACUUUCUGCAUAGGAGUCCCUGUUGAAAAUUGAAGAGGUAUAUGAGCAUCAGAAGCAGCAUAAAAUGGAGGAGGAGAAUGAGAGAUAUAUGCAAUAUCUUGAAAGGAGGUAGAAAUAUCUUCAAAAAAUUAAACUAUGGGAAAAGUAAAGAGAAAAGUCUGUUGAGAGCUUGCGAUAUAAGCAUGAGAGUAAAUAUGGCUAGGCCAGAAAUAAUUUAUCUGAGGUUCAAUAUAAUAGAGAUCAGCUCUACUAGAACAUCCAAGAUAAACAAGAGCAACUUGAGCAUAAAAUAUAGGAAGCUAAACACAAAAGAGAAAAAGAGAUACAAAUCAAAUCUGAGAAGGAAUUCCUAAAGGCACAGGAUUAGAGAAAGAAUCUUGAAAAAUAGAGAUAGAUGAUGGAGAAGGCAAAGUAAAAGAUAAUAGAAAAGCAUCUUAAGAUGAACGAAAAUCUGUCUAAAGUUAAGGAGACUAAGGCUCAUAUGAUUGAAUACAAUCGUAUUGCUAAUGAGUUAAGACUCUAAAAAGUAUCUCUAAGCACUCGAUGA